AUCUUAACGGGGAUGCCAAAAAUAUCCAUAAGUAAUGAGAAUCGCCAAGACAGCCAGAACUCAAACCUCAAAUGUAGCAGCAGAAACAAUCAGUAAACAAGUCCCAAGACCAGUUACGACAGCCCAAUCAGUAGCCUGGCAUUCACUCAACAUGCAAGCAUCACAACUACACCAAACCCAACACUUCAGCAGGAGUAGAGGGGGCCUACGCAGAAGUUUUGAUCUCAACAAGAUCAUCACAGAGAUUCGCCACAACGUUAGACCACUUCAAAGCGUUCCUAGAGGACAUGAUCCUCAGAGCUACGUGUGGAGAUCUACGUUCAUCCGGAGAGUAAAGUACGAGACCUGUGCUGUGAACUACUACUACUUCGACCUCAGGAAUUCCGACCCCGAGACCGUCGAAGCCUUAAUCGAGAGGAGGAACCACCAGAGAGAACAUCCUAGCUUGAAUAAUACCUUGGUGAUGAGGCAUUGUCGGAGAACCCACAGCUGGUUUCUAUUUCCAUGCUGA
Molecule: messenger RNA, 511 nt
Organism: Limulus polyphemus (Atlantic horseshoe crab)
Lineage: Eukaryota; Metazoa; Arthropoda; Merostomata; Xiphosura; Limulidae
Exons: 2
Coding region: 35-511 (158 amino acids)
Source: RefSeq, a predicted model, not a curated record